AUGCCUCGAUACCCGCCCCAAGUCUCGCCUCAAUACGUUCCACAGUAUCCGCCACAUAGCCCGCCUGUUGCUUCAAACAGCCCCUCUUCGGCCUCCCUGGACUCUGGACCAUCGCCAAGGGAACCUCCGUCUGCCCUGUCGGAGAAGUUCAGUCGGUUGCCGUCCUUCUCUACUCCGUCUCCUAAUCUGAGGUACGAACUCAAUAUGCGACAACAACCUGUAGCCGCCAGAGCAUGCGGCUUCGGAGAGCGUGAUCGCCGAGUCGUUGACCCGCCACCAAUUCUUGAACUGAAAGUCAUCGAUGCCGAAACCGGAAAAGUUGACAGCGAAAAUACCCCUUACGUAUACACAACAUUGCAUUGUACUCUAAUCAACGCCAUGACCUACAAAGACGAGUCGCAAAUCGAGCCAGCGCAUCCAAACGCACCAGCCACCCAACGCCUUAUGGGAACUGCUGUGGCAUCUCCAUUCUCUGGCACAGACGAAAGUGGAAGGAGAGGCACUUUCUUUGUUUUUCCCGAUCUCUCUUGUCGCAACCCAGGAAGAUAUCGGUUCCAAUUUAGACUGUUGAUCGUUGAUCCGCUGAAUCUUUCGGUUGGAACCACUUCCCGCAUACAGAGCUCGAUCAUCUCAGAACCUUUUGAGGUAUAUACUGCAAAAGAAUUUCCAGGAAUGCGGGCCAGCAGUGCUUUGCUCAAAGCUCUGAGGAAGCAAGGUUUGAACGUGGCUGUCAAAAAAGGCCGUGAGGCUACGAAGAAGGCAACCAGAAGAUCUGGCCAUGUCGAUGAAGACGAGAGCAGCGCUGAGGAAGGAGAAAACGUCGCGGAUGAGGAUGAUCAGGACAGCGACGACGCACGCUCGCAAGCGGCCACCGGUAGCAGAGACCGAAGAAAAAGAAAAAGGAGAGAGUGA
Messenger RNA from Aureobasidium pullulans EXF-150, 912 nucleotides. RefSeq lists its product as uncharacterized. The coding region runs from base 1 to 912 and encodes 303 amino acids. The transcript has a single exon. NCBI's taxonomy places the organism in Eukaryota, Fungi, Ascomycota, Dothideomycetes, Dothideales, Saccotheciaceae. The record is from RefSeq and is a predicted model, not a curated record.